This is a messenger RNA of Macrosiphum euphorbiae (potato aphid), 1104 nucleotides long. The record is from the annotation of a GenBank genome assembly. NCBI's taxonomy places the organism in Eukaryota, Metazoa, Arthropoda, Insecta, Hemiptera, Aphididae.
AUGUUCCACAGAAUAUUUCGAUUGAGCAGUUCGGUCGGCAAAACCACAGUCUCGCGAUCCCUAGCCGCCAAACACCAUCGUCGUGACAUGCACUGUCGCAAAAUCGUGUACGAAGAAUAUGGCGAUCCCAUGAAAGUCGUAAGUCUCGUAGAGCAAACGCUACCCGACAAACUCGACGACGAACAGGUCUUGGUGAAAAUGAUUGUUGCUCCCGUCAAUCCUGCCGACAUUAACACUAUUCAAGGUGUGUAUCCCGUGAAACCGCCGUUGCCUGCUACUGGAGGCUAUGAAGGGAUCGGCGACGUAUUGGCAGUAGGACCGUGCGUUAAAAAUCUCUGCCCUGGCGAUCGAGUUAUACCAGACGGUGCUAUGGGUACUUGGUGUACAACUGCCGUGUUCGAUUCUAAACUUUUAAGAAAAGUAAGUAAAGAUACCAAUGUGUAUGCAUUAAGUGGUAUUUCUUCUAAUCCGUGUACCGCGUAUAGAAUGUUACAUGAUUUUGUUUCACUAAACAAAAAUGAUGUUAUUAUACAAAAUGGAGCAAACAGUGCAUGUGGUCAGAACAUUAUUCAAUUAGCAAACAUUUUUGGCUAUACAACUGUAAAUAUUAUACGCAAUCGACCUGAACCAGACUUGGAAAAUUUGAAAAAUCAUCUUAAGUGUCUAGGUGCUUCAUACAUACUUACUGAAGAAGAAUUAAGGACUACGGAUUUGUUUAGAAGUGGAGUUUUACCCAAACCACGUUUAGGAAUAAACAAUAUAGGCGGUAAAAGUUCCACAGAAGUUUUACGUACAUUGAACAACGGUGGUGUGAUGGUGACUUAUGGUGGUAUGUCGAGAGAACCAGUCAUUGUUCCAACUGCAUCUUUUAUAUUUAAAGACAUUCAACUCAGAGGUUUUUGGAUGACUAGAUGGCGUAAAGAAAAUGUUAACACUGAGCAAUACAACCGAAUGUAUGAUGAACUUUUGCAAUUUAUGAAAGAUGGCAAGUUAGUUGCACCAGCUUAUAAAACGUUACCAUUAAACUCAUUCAAAGAAGCGUUAAAAAAUACUAUAUCAUCCAAGGGCUUCAUUGGUUAUAAAUACUUUUUAGAUUUACAAUAA